This is a messenger RNA of Arabidopsis arenosa, 2347 nucleotides long. The record is from the annotation of a GenBank genome assembly. Lineage: Eukaryota; Viridiplantae; Streptophyta; Magnoliopsida; Brassicales; Brassicaceae.
CUUCUUUCUAAAUUUUUCUGGGGUUUUCUCUGUUAUUGAAUCGUAUUUUGGGCAUUUUUUCAAAUUCGAUUCAACGAGUUUCCCAAUUAAGGGUUUGAUUCCUUUUCUUUUCAUCUUUGUUUAGUCAAAUCUGAAGACUUGUUUGGUUUUCAAUGUGCUGAGAAGAAGCUUCGUUGGCAAAAGUCGAAUCUUUUCUUCUUUUUCUGGGUUUUUAUAUUCUUUGCCUACAAUGUUCAAGCUUGCUAAGAAUAUAUGCCUUUGAGAGUAGCUGCUUUAUUCCACAAGAUUUGAUCUUCAAGAGAGAGAAUGGGAUCGAAUUGUGAUGGGAAUUUGAAAGCAGAGAUUGAAGAAUCUAAUGGUUCUUCUGGCAAAAAAACUAGGGUUCCUCCUUGUCCUCUUGAUGUUUCUACAUCUAGAAGAACUUUGAUUGGUGAUGGUAAACCUAGGAGAUGGUCUAUUAGUGCUUUGCCUGAUGCAUCUAGUAGAAUCCAGCUUCUCAAAUUUGGUUCUCCUUCUGCUAAAUUCAAGAAAAUGGCUGAGGAUAGAGACGAGGUUUCACGGUCAGUGAAGAGCUCAAGUAGCGGCAGCAGUCAUAAUUUCAGGGAAAGAAUCAGUGGUGUGCUUCACCGGAAAAUCGAUUGGAGUUCUCUGAUGAAAAUGGGGAAAGAAUGGAUUAGGAAUCCUAUUAACAUGGCUCUAUUCGUGUGGAUACUUGUUGUUGCAGUCUCUGGUGCUAUUCUCUUCAUGGUUAUGACUGGUAUGUUGAAUCAUGCUUUGCCUAAGAAGUCACAGAGAGAUGCUUGGUUUGAAGUUAACAAUCAGAUUCUUAAUGGGUUGUUUACUUUGAUGUGUCUUUAUCAACAUCCGAAACGGUUUUAUCACUUGGUGCUUCUUUGUAGAUGGAAGCAGGAUGAUAUUACAAAGCUUAGGAAAGCUUAUUGCAAGGACGGGACUUAUAAGCCAAAUGAAUGGAUGCACAUUAUGGUUGUUGUCCUUUUGCUUCAUUUGAACUGUUUUGCUCAGUACGCGCUUUGUGGUCUUAAUGUUGGAUACAGGAGAUCAGAGAGACCUCCCAUUGGAGUCGCUAUAUGUAUCUCUGCUGCGAUUGGAGCUCCUGCGGUUGCGGGUUUGUACACUAUACUAAGUCCACUUGGGAAAGAUUAUGAUGAUUCAAAUGAAGACGAGGAGAAUCAACUGCAGCAACGUGAAGAAGGGUCUGUGAAUCGCCGGUAUACUUUAGAGAGGAGGUAUUCGUUUGCUUCUGCUUCCACGGGGGUUGGGGAUGGAAUGGUUCCGGUUAGUGAUCCUCAAUGGAGUGGUGGGAUUUUGGAUAUUUGGGAUGAUAUUUCAUUGGCUUAUCUUUCUCUUUUCUGCACUUUCUGUGUCUUUGGAUGGAACAUGGAGAGAGUUGGGUUUGGGAACAUGUAUGUUCACAUAGCGACGUUUAUUCUCUUUUGUUUGGCACCUUUCUUUAUAUUCAACUUAGCUGCGGUUAAUAUCGAUAAUGAGACGGUUAGGGAGGCGCUUGGGAUAUCUGGAAUCCUUCUUUGUGUGUUUGGUUUGCUCUAUGGUGGAUUCUGGAGAAUUCAGAUGAGGAAAAGAUUCAAAUUGCCGAGUUAUAAGUUCUGCUUCGGUAGAGCCGCGAUUGCUGAUUGUGCGCUCUGGUUAUGUUGUUGCUGGUGCUCUUUAGCACAAGAAGUUAGGACUGCAAACGCUUACGAAAUAGUGGAUGACAGAUUCUGCCAAAGAAAAGAAGAGAAGAAUAUGGUAUCUCCGAAUUUGGUAUCUCCUUUGCCUCGUGAAGACGGUGUGUUUGAUCCUAGGUUUGGUCUUGGGAGCUCCCCUAAGAACAUAAGUGGAGCUAGUUCUCCUAGCCCGAGCAGGUUUUGGAAAGAAGUACAUAGUCCAAAUAUUCAGACACCUAGAGAGAAAGAAGAAGGUAAAAGCGAGGUUACUCUGACUCCACCUUCUCCUCUGUCUAUACACCGAGAAGCUUGAUUUGUACAACCAUGGAAUCCGAGUCCACUGGUAACUCUCCUUCCUUUCUCUUCCGAUGUUGUAUUUAUUUGAUUUGAGGACAACUUUUGAAUACAUGUCUCUUUGAGUGUUUUACAAAGUUUGAUGAAGCCGGUUUCUUCAUGUGAGUUGUAUACAAUUUCAGUUUCUGUUUUAGAGAACUUUCGCGGUUUCUUCUGUAAUGUAAAUUGGUCUGUCAUGCUUCAUUGAGACUUUGCGUGAUCUAUGUGCCUUUGCAGGCUUUUGCUUUUACUUCUAAUUCAUGAUUCGAACCAGAUGGUUGGAGAAGUUGUUGGCUUUUGAGGUUUAGUAGUAAAAUACCAGUUCAAAA